AUGGCCGCAGCUGAGCCCAGCCAGCUCCAGUUCGGGGAGAUCGCCGCGCCCCCCGCCUACCGGCCCGCCCACCCCGGCGGGGCGUUCCUGCCGCCCCCGAACCCAGCCGCUGCUCUACUCCCCGCGCGUCCCUCGGGCCCCGGUCCGGAGCGCGGCGCCCCGGUGGCCUUCGCUGGCUUUCUCGGGAGGGGUCCCGGGCCCGCGGCGCCGCCCUCCGCCGCCCUGGGCCCGCCUGCGCCCCCUAAAGGCGCGGCCGUCCCGUCGGCGUCGCAGCGCCGAAAGCGCACGUCGUUCAGACCCGAGCAGCUGCAGCUGCUGGAGCUCGUCUUCCGCCGGACCAUGUACCCCGACAUCCACCUGCGUGAGCGCCUGGCCGCGCUCACUUUGCUCCCGGAGUCCAGGAUCCAGCAGUUUCUCUCUCCCCCUUUCCAGGUGUGGUUCCAGAACAGGCGCGCCAAGUCGCGUCGUCAGAGCGGGAAAUCCUUUCAGCCUUCGGCCAGACCAGAGCUUUUCCUCCACCACUCUGCUUGUGAAACUGAAGCAGAAUAUUUGAAGCCCCAGCUGCCUCUGGAGGUAGAUGUGAACUGCCUGCCGGAUCCCAACAAGGUUGGAGGAGACAUCUCUGACCCUAGCUCCCAAGCUCAGAAUUUUGAAACCUAUUCUCCUCUCUCUGAAGACAUUGGUUCAAAGCUGGACUCAUGGGAGGAACACAUCUUUUCUGCCUUUGGUAACUCUUGAGGAGUCUGGGAGAAUUCAGGAUAAGGUCAGAGGAACCAUGACUGACAGCCAGGGAGACACACAUCAGAAUACCAUCCUUUCUGGCUUCCAUGUUAAGGACUCAUCCAUGUUAACCUUGGUAAUGGUUUUGGGUCAUCUCUCACCUGUGAAGCUUCUUCCCCUUUUGCCCAUGAACUUUUGCCCAUGGCCUGUUCUUUCUUCAUAGUACACACCCCCUAGGAGUUCUGGCAUUUUUUACCAGUGCAUCUCCAAAUCUGCACUUUCAUUUUGGUCUGGAUACCUGCUCCUUCCUACCAGUCCUGUUAUUUUUUCGAACUAGUUUUUCAGAACUCACUAUCUUCACAAGAACUCCUUGGUUCGACUCAG
Molecule: messenger RNA, 1104 nt
Organism: Eubalaena glacialis (North Atlantic right whale)
Lineage: Eukaryota; Metazoa; Chordata; Mammalia; Artiodactyla; Balaenidae
Gene: MIXL1
Product: Mix paired-like homeobox
Exons: 2
Coding region: 1-738 (245 amino acids)
Biological process (GO): hematopoietic progenitor cell differentiation; endoderm development; regulation of transcription by RNA polymerase II
Molecular function (GO): DNA-binding transcription activator activity, RNA polymerase II-specific; RNA polymerase II cis-regulatory region sequence-specific DNA binding
Source: RefSeq, a predicted model, not a curated record